Molecule: messenger RNA, 1491 nt
Organism: Doryrhamphus excisus (bluestripe pipefish)
Lineage: Eukaryota; Metazoa; Chordata; Actinopteri; Syngnathiformes; Syngnathidae
Product: thyrotropin-releasing hormone receptor
Biological process (GO): phospholipase C-activating G protein-coupled receptor signaling pathway
Cellular component (GO): membrane
Molecular function (GO): thyrotropin-releasing hormone receptor activity
Source: RefSeq, a predicted model, not a curated record
CGAGCGCACCAUGUUGGUGAAUCAUACCUGAGCACCGUCACCAUCUCACACCGAGCGCUUAUACCCCACCAUGUGAUGAAGUCAUGGAUUCCUUUUGGUGCUAUUGAAGAUCAACCUGCAGUGAGGGAUCAACAUUCAAACAUGGAGAAUCACACAACGAAUGUUCACAAUGUCACCUUCUUUGUAAAUAUGACUGGAAUGCCUCUGAACCCCGUGGAAGAGCAAGUCAUAACCAUAUUUCUCACAAUCCUCAUCUGUGGAGUUGGGAUUGCUGGGAACGUCAUGGUGGUGCUGGUGGUGCUACGUACCAAACACAUGGUGACUCCAACUAACUGCUACCUCGUCAGUCUGGCGGUGGCUGACCUCAUUGUUCUUCUGGCUGCUGGUCUUCCCAACAUCUCCGAUGUGGUAGCCUUCUGGAUUUACGGCUACACCGGAUGCUUGUGUAUCACAUAUCUGCAGUACCUGGGCAUUAAUGUGUCUUCUUGCUCCAUCACUGCCUUCACCAUUGAACGAUACAUCGCCAUUUGUCACUCCAUAAAGGCUCAGUUCCUGUGCACCGUUUCCAGGGCCAAGAGGAUCAUAGCCGGAGUGUGGGUCUUCACAUCACUCUAUUGCAUUAUGUGGUUCUUUCUGGUAGACACCAAUGAAACCGUCUACACCAAUGGAGUGGUGGUUACCUGUGGCUACCGUGUCUCCAGGAGCCUCUACAUGCCGAUCUACUUCCUGGACUUUACUCUGUUCUACGUGAUCCCCCUCAUGGUGGCAACCGUGCUGUACGGUCUCAUUGCCAGGAUUCUCUUCAUGAGCCCUUUGCCGUCGCAUCUCAGCGAUAAAGCCAUGGCGGGGUCGGUUCACCAAGGUCACUCCAGCAAGAAUAAGAAGAGUCACAAAGGAGCAGUCUCUGCAAGGAAGCAGAUAACCAAGAUGCUGGCAGUGGUGGUCGUCCUCUUCGCUCUACUAUGGAUGCCGUACCGCACCCUUGUGGUGGUCAAUUCCGUCAUCGAGCCGCCAUACAACAACACGUGGUUCCUGCUCUUCUGCAGAAUGUGCAUCUACACCAACAGCGCCAUUAAUCCCAUCAUUUACAACCUCAUGUCCCAGAAGUUCAGAGCCUCCUUCAAGAAGCUUUAUAAGUGCGCCUGGCGGCAAAAAGGGGAAGCGAAGGAGUACAACGUGCCCGUGUAUUACAGCGUGAUGAAGGAUUCCUGCCAGGAGAGCAAUGAGCUGGUCACAGAACAAGAGGAGGUCAACGGCCGCACCGUCAAGAAGUUAAAUUCAACAGAUGAUGAUCCUAGCUCCUGUGAUGUGUAAUCCUAAUAUGGUCACAUGAUCCAAUCAAACAACGGUAAAAAGCAUUAGCGUACAUAAAACAAACAUUGUGUUCAUGUAUUUUAUUAUAAAUAUGUAUAUCAUUACAGUGUAUAUUCUGUGCUCAAUAUGACACUGAAUAGUAUUAUCAUGGAAAUGAAUCCUAACGAAGCAAUUGUC